This is a messenger RNA of Pseudomyrmex gracilis, 3341 nucleotides long. It is a transcript of the gene Crtc, whose product is annotated as CREB-regulated transcription coactivator 1-like. Lineage: Eukaryota; Metazoa; Arthropoda; Insecta; Hymenoptera; Formicidae. Gene Ontology annotation, biological process: protein homotetramerization; positive regulation of transcription by RNA polymerase II. Gene Ontology annotation, cellular component: nucleus; cytoplasm. The record is from RefSeq and is a predicted model, not a curated record. Gene Ontology annotation, molecular function: cAMP response element binding protein binding. Bases 56 to 2002 code for a protein of 648 amino acids. The transcript is spliced from 13 exons.
GUGGGUGCUCCGGGUUCCGCGAGUGUCCGCGAAAAACUAGUGCCGCGAGGCCAUCAUGGCGAACCCACGGAAAUUCAGUGAAAAGAUCGCGCUGCUGAACCAGAAGGAGGCGCAGGACGUGGCAGCGUUCGAGGCGAUCAUGAAGGAGGUUUCGGACGUCACUAGCAGAGUGGCGUCGGCGAGCAGCUCGGUGGGUGCCAGUCCCACGGGAUCCGGCGUACCGGAGACCCCGCUGUCCGUCAAGAGUGCCGGCGCCAGUCCACCGCAGUCCAGCAGCAAGCACCUGCACAUUAACCUAGGGAAUCAGUUCAGAGCGGGCGGCUCGCUGCCGAACGUAAACAACAAUGUCACUUGCGGCAGCAACACAAAAGACCACUCGUCGCCGCAUACCGGCACGAUACACUCGAUCAACCUUAAGACGGCGUUCAGCAAUCUCGAGGAGAUGCAACACAAUUCCAUGGUGUACCGCAGUGACAACAGAAGUCGCAGCAUGGGUGGUGGACCGAUGCGACCCCGGCCCAUGGAGAAGAGACACGACACGUCUCCCUACAGCGGCGUGCCUUACCUCUCGCCACCUCCGCCGGACACCUGGCGAAGAACGAACUCGGACUCGGCUUUGCAUCAGAGCGCCAACGAAGCUUGCCAGUCGACCUCCGCUAUACCUCAUCGACGAGAUCAACAUUCUAUAACCGGAAGCGGGGGCGACAACAGAGAUUCUCAUCAUGGCUUCAUCGAGCGACCACGAUCGUCGUGCGAAAUGCCUAGAGUGCCUGGGAUCAAUAUAUAUCCGAGCUCGCAGCCACCGGGACAGCAAAUACCGAUAGGCAACAACACGGGGUCGUUGCCCGACUUGAGCAACGUGCACUUCCCGUCACCCCUUCACACUCCUUUGGAUCAGGAGGAUCAUUCGAGUAGUACGCCAUUCAGCAAUAGUCCUCAAACGAGCAGUCCCACAAACCUGUCGCCGACCAGCUUGGCACAAGCUGGUAGGCUCUCCUUUUCACAGGAUCCGUCAAGCGUCCAACAGGGUGUGGCACUGGAAAACAGCACAAGUACUUCGCAACAGGAUCUUCAGAGCUAUCAGCAGCAACCGGCGCCAACGGCGACGUCUCACAGCCCUACCGCUGGCCACUACAUUUAUCAACAAUCGCACAGUUCCGUGCAACCGCAAAGUCCAAAAACGUCACAGUCGCAGCAGCAGCAGCAGCAGCAGCAGCAGCAUCAGCAUCAUCAACAAUCGCAACAACAGCUCAAUUCGUUGGGGUCGUACAGGUCCACGCAACCGGUCAACAGACCAUCGCCGCAAUCGUCACCUAGUCUAACAGUUCAAGGAAGUCCCUUAAGUUACAGCAAUAAUCCAUCGGCGCCACCUAGUCCUACAGGACAUCCGGGUCCACCCAGCUUGACGCCCGAUACUAUCGAUCAGAAUACUUAUUUCAUCAAUCAGGCACAAGCUGCAGCCCUACAACAGGAUUUCGAGCACUUCACAAUGGAGUGGCCCAAAUUCGCGCAGCAGCUGAUGGAACUCGGUUGCACCUGGACCACGCAAAUAGAGAUGGACACGCCGGUGCAGCCAAACCCGAUCGGAACGUACAUCGGUUCACCAAAUCACACCACGAAUUACACACAGAGCGACAUGAUCAAUGUCGGGAGCGAAUUAGGCAGCGGGGAUGCGGGCUACUUCAGCACGAGUCCACAAAUAGCGUAUCAACCCGCGACAACGACUACCACCGCCACUCAACAGCUCACGCCCCAAACACCGAAUACACCUACGAUUAUUCUCACAGACUUCUCUGGUGCGGACGAUCUUACAAAUCCAGAAUUCGUGAAAGACCUCGGAACAGCAAUGAUGGGCGAUUUUGACCCAGAAAUGUUCCCAUCGGACGAAGCUCUUAGACAAGGUCUUGAUCCGAUAGACAUGGAUGGUUUACAGAUGCUCGACGAUCCGACGAUGGUCAUAUCGGAUCAAGCCGAAGCCCAUUUUAGGUUAAAUCGACUCUAAGGGAAAAGAUUUUACUUAUUACCAACAUGCCCGUAUCGACUACUGUUUAGGAUAAAAUUAAUUCUGUCCUAGUGUCGCGAUUAAUUAAAGAGACACUUUGACAUGGGGCACCACUUCUUGGGCACUGGCAGAUUUGCAAGAAAAAAAUCGCGCGUCAAUAUAUAUAUAUUAUAUAAAACGUAUAUUUGCGUAUGUAAAUAAAAAAAAUUUAUAAAUUCUUAUUUAUAGCGUAUAUAAAAAAAAAAGAAAAAAUUUUACAUGAAUUUACGCGAGCAAUUUUUUAUGUCAUAACGAAACUAUUCUACAUUUCUUUAACUUUCACGUCGUGUGCAUAAUAAAUGCUCUAUAGGAUCAGUAUGUUGUUUUUUUAUACGGAAAUAGUGUACUUGCGCGUACGAAGAACUUUCGAUACUGUUUCUGUAAAGAGAAGUCUAAGUCAGUGGUCAAUGAAAGUUGUCUCCCACUCGUGAUAAAAACCGUUACUUGACGACGAUUAUAAGUAAUAUAUAAAUCUUUAUUAAUCUCCUUUUUUUUUUAUUUUACACUACUUUGUAUAUUGUAUCAUGUAUGAUCUCUAUGAAGCACAAAAAAGAAAAAAAACGUUUACUGAUUUAUACAUGCUUUUAUCAUAAUACAAUUAUAGCGGAGUAAAAACCUUACCGUUUUAGGCCAAUUUAAAGUUUAGGAGAAAAUGAUCGAUCGCGCUUCUCUCACGACGGAGAAGCAUUUAAAACGCAUAAAGACAUAGAAGUGAGAGAGGAGGGAGAUGCCUAUCGGCGGUACACGCCAGCGUAGCAUUGUAGAUGUUUACUUUUUUUUUUUUCCUCAUUAUAUACAUCCUCACUCGAGCAACUUCUGCAAUUCUGCAUUUAUCAUUUCCUAAAGAAUGGGUCAUUACAGUUUUUUCUCCAUCUUUGUCACACACAUAGAGUAUUAACGUAUUAACUCUUCUUGUCGCUGAAUAUAUACAUAGUGUGAUGAUAUACAAAAGAGUAGGAAGAAAAAAGAAAAAAAAUUGUCCUACGCGUGUACCCUCGACGGUUGUCAAUUGUUUUUUGAAAGUAAUUUACUAUACUUUAUAUAUAUUUUUUCGAUAAAACCGAUCAAGCGCGAAGUUAAGCUAAUUGAUGAUUAAUCGCAUCAAACAACAACACAAGAUGAUCUUUGUAUCUGUAAACACAUCGUAAGUAGCGUACCCACACUUUUCUCGAUAACAUUCGAAUUUCUCUCAUUCUAGUUGCAGGCGUAAUGUGUAAGCGAUUAAUGUUUACGGAAUUAUAUCAGGCUAUAAUGUUCCGAUAAAAAAAAAAAAAAAAAAAAAAAAAAAAAAAAAAAAAAA